This is a messenger RNA of Callorhinchus milii (elephant shark), 694 nucleotides long. RefSeq names its product protein FAM180A. The coding region runs from base 52 to 552 and encodes 166 amino acids. The transcript has 3 exons. The record is from RefSeq and is a predicted model, not a curated record. NCBI's taxonomy places the organism in Eukaryota, Metazoa, Chordata, Chondrichthyes, Chimaeriformes, Callorhinchidae.
UGACUGGAGACUCAGAGCACUCUUUUACCUCGCACUCACUGCCUUGGGAAAAUGCAAGGAAGAACUCUGAUCCUGCUUAUAUUUUCCACAAAUGUUUGUGCGACUGUUUUUCCCAAGAGAAAUAAAGUUCUGUUCCCAUCUGCCCAAAGGCUGAAACGCCAUGAUCGAGCCAUUCCUGUUAAUACUGGCUUCCAUCAUUCGGAGGAGGAGAUGCAGCUGCUUUAUGAGUUUCUUUUGGGUGGUUUUAACAUAGAUGACAACUUCCAUUGCUCCCUCAAAGACAAAGAACUUGCAUCAAUGAGAGCAGCAAAGAAGUUUAACACGAUUUUCAACGACAUUAUUCCCAAGAACAUCACUGAAAUCCGGAGACUUACAGAUAGAAUAUCCAGGAACACUGGAGAGCUCAAGCCGGAGGACUUUGAACGGAUUGUGCUGACCUUAGUGUACACAUCUUACCAGGCCUUAAGGUUUCAGGGACAUCAAAAGGAUACCUGGGUGGAAUCACUUGUGAACAUUUUUCAGAUUUUAAAACAGGAUCUGACCAUGAAAUGAUCUUAGUCUGCCGAGCAUGGAAUGCAAAUAUUCUUUUAAGAGUUUGAUUCUUUGAAUACUUAACCUUCUUCUACCCAUUUUCAUUUUCAGAUAGCUUCUCCGAUUUCCAGAACAUGUAAUAAUAAUAAUAAUCCUUGGAUUU